UAUUGUAUAUAGAUACGACCCUCGGUAGCCAUGUUAACAACUGUGAAACGUAUGAAAGUAAUCUAUGAUUCCAUUAUCGAGGACAACACAUUCUCUAGCGGAGAUGUCAUUACGGGACGAGUAAUUCUGGAAGUUUCAAAAGAAGCCAAGAUUAAUUCACUCUCAGUCAAAGCUAAGGGAGAAGCACAUGUUCACUGGACAGAAGGGAGUGGUGAUGAUGAACGACAUUACUCUGCUAAUGAAAGAUAUUUCAAGCUGAAACAAUUCAUCAUACAGUCUCAAAAGGGUGACGGUAAGACGUCCACACAUAGAAUUUUCAAAGAGGUCGGAGAGACCAUUCCCUCUUCUACGCAACAGACCAUAACCAAAGAGUUGUGCAUCCCUCCAGAUCUGCAACCUUCGAUCCUGAACUGUUCUAUAAUGAAAGUGGAAUACAUUUUAAAGGUAUAUCUGGAUGUUCCCUAUGCCAGAGAUCCAGAAAUCAUUCUUCCAUUGGUUAUUUUUCCUCUCAGUGCAACCCUGUCCGAUCCCAGCUUCAACCUACUGGGUGCGCAAAGAGCCAGCUGGGAGCGGAUUCCAUGA
Molecule: messenger RNA, 582 nt
Organism: Megalops cyprinoides (Indo-Pacific tarpon)
Lineage: Eukaryota; Metazoa; Chordata; Actinopteri; Elopiformes; Megalopidae
Product: arrestin domain-containing protein 3-like
Exons: 4
Coding region: 31-582 (183 amino acids)
Biological process (GO): protein transport
Cellular component (GO): cytoplasm; plasma membrane
Source: RefSeq, a predicted model, not a curated record